Calidris pugnax (ruff) is the source of this 1040-nucleotide messenger RNA. RefSeq lists its product as uncharacterized. The transcript is spliced from 6 exons. Bases 1 to 825 code for a protein of 274 amino acids. The record is from RefSeq and is a predicted model, not a curated record. Gene Ontology annotation, biological process: maturation of 5.8S rRNA; regulation of gene expression. Gene Ontology annotation, cellular component: exosome (RNase complex); nucleolus. Lineage: Eukaryota; Metazoa; Chordata; Aves; Charadriiformes; Scolopacidae. Gene Ontology annotation, molecular function: RNA binding; DNA binding.
AUGGAUGAUGAUCGUGCUUCAGUUUACUCCUGCUACACCCUCUUCUGGAAACUUGCUGGUCUGCCCACACAUCAGAAUGCAAAUUUAUUAGAUUACAUGGCAAAGAAACUGGCCUCACAAUCACAAAACACCCACCCCAGAAAUGCCCAGUGUGACCGAGGCCCUUCAGACACCAGCGUCCUGUUGAUACUGACAACUCCCAAACUGGCCUGCUCACUCCCACCUGGGAUUUUAAAAGCCUUGACCUCAACCUUCUUCAGACUGGACCUGGUUUUCUCAUUCUCCAGAAACCCUGAUGGUGAGGCACAUUGUCGGCUCACGGUCAUCCUAUUGUCACCGGUACCAAGGGGUCCCCAGACGCUGUUACCCGCCGGGAGGCGACAAGCUCCGCCCACCCAGGUCACACGUGUGCGGCCACGCCCGCCCAACCGUCCUGACGUCACCGCUGCGCGCCGCAGGAGGCCCCGCCCCCUCGUCGCUUUUCCCCGGCCGCCCGGAGUUGCUACUGCUGGAUGCCCUGAUAAAGAGAGAGAGAAAAGUUGGAAUUUAUCGAUGGAAAUGUCAGAAGAUGAUAUUAAUACAGAAGAAUACCCCACAGAAAUCCAUGAUUAUCUUGCAGCAUUUGAAAAAUCUCUUGGUUCUGUAGAUGAGAUGCUGAAGACAAUGAUGUCAGUUUCCAGGAGUGAGCUUCUCCAAAAGUUGGAGCCUCUUGAGCAAGCAAAGAUGGAUUUGGUUUCAGUGUACACAUUAAAUUCCAUGUUCUGGGGUAAGUAUGUGGUAGGAGGAAAACGUAGUAUUUAUGAUUGCCAUUUGAACACCUUGUAGACAGCUGCAACCAUUAAAUAAUCGUAUUUCAUAGCCAAAUAAUUAGAAACUUGUAAUUACCCUGAGGACCCAGAUUAUUGCCAUCUGUAAGAUAAAUGAUGUUGAAACUCCAAAGCAAAAAUUGAUAUUUACAAAGCUGACUUUGUACAUGUGUGAGAGUGUUUCUUUCUGGUUUUUUCUGUCCUUUUCUGUUCAGCCUUUUCUGUCUUUUUAAC